Molecule: messenger RNA, 912 nt
Organism: Alternaria ethzedia
Lineage: Eukaryota; Fungi; Ascomycota; Dothideomycetes; Pleosporales; Pleosporaceae
Exons: 2
Coding region: 1-912 (303 amino acids)
Source: RefSeq, a predicted model, not a curated record
AUGGCUGACCAACCAGACUACGAUGCGAUAACUUGGCCCGUCCAACUCACGAGCAAAGUGCAUCGUAAAAACAACCCUCUCCUGGAUCCUAGCAACCCUACCCUUUCAGCUGCAGGCAAGACCGUCCUAAUCACUGGGGCCACAGGUGGCAUUGGUCAAGCAAUUGCUGAAGCAUGGGUAACUGCCGGUGCGAAGGCUAUCGUCAUAACCGGAAGGAGCGAAGAGAAACUACGAGAGGUUGUUGAGAAGUUGGAUGCCUUAGGCCAAGAUGAGACGAUCGUGCAGUCGUCUGGGCCCAUCGAUAUCACGAAGGAAGAAGAUGUUGCGACGUUGUGGAGGAGGGCAGCAGAAGCCGUCGGCCGAGUCGAUGUCCUCGUCAACAACGCCGGAUCCUUGACGCAAGCCAUGAUUGGCAAGUGUGAGCCAGGAAAAUGGUGGCAGGAUUUUGAAGUGAACGUCAAGGCCGUACAUCUGAACGUGCACCACUUCCUCGCCCAAGCGCCGGACGGCAAAGGCACCGUGAUUUCGGUCUCGACCGGAACAAUGGGCGACAUGUACCCCGACUUCUCCUCCUAUAUCCCCAGUAAACUCGCGCAAACCAAGUUCAUGGAGUUCCUUCAUCACGAACAGCCUGGCAUCCGCACAUUCAGCCUCUUCCCUGGCCUCGUCGCAACAGAUAUGCCGCCGAAGCAGUAUCUGGACUUUGCCCUUGAUGACCCCAUGCUCACGGGAGGCUUGACACUUUUCCUAUCUACAGAAAGAGCAGAGUGGUUGCGAGGCAGCAUGGUGAGCGUGAACUGGGACUACGAGGAGAUGGAGAUGCACAAGGAAGAGAUUCUGGAAAAGAGGUUGACGAAGUUGGCUUUUUGUAAUGCGAAGUUUGGGAAAGGAGGCCAUCCUUGGGCGACUUGA